AUGCGACAGCUUAUGCUGCUUCUAAUGGCUAGUACUGUAACAGCAAUAGGCUCGAAAGCCCCCAAAGAUACUGAUCCUAUUAUUGUAGUAGGUGGUGGUCUAGCCGGACUUUCAGCUACUAUUGAAGCUCUGGAACACGGGGCGAAUAAGGUUUAUUUGGUUGAUAAGGAGAAGGAUCUAGGUGGAAACAGUGCUAAAGCUACUAGCGGUAAGUGUGCUAUUAAUUUAAGAUUGAUUAGGCUAAAAUUAAUAGAAAAGGCGCUAAAUAUGUAAAAAAUUGAUGAGAGUUUGAAAAUAAAUCACAUUUUACUCAUUUUUAGGUAUAAAUGCAUGUGGAACAGAAACCCAAAAGAAUCUGGGCAUUGAAGACAGUAGCGACAAGUUCUACACGGACACGAUGAACGCCGGUGACCGUGAGAACGACCCAAACUUGGUGGAUGGAUUAGUGAGUUAUUAUUUCUUUUUAUGGUCAUCUAUCUGUGAAAGUGACGUGUUAUUAAAGUUUGUUCUUUAGGUGAGAAAUUCAGAAUCUGCUGUUGAGUUCUUGAUUGGUAAAGGUGUUGACCUAACGGCCAUCAACCUUUGUGGAGGACAUUCUGUACCCAGAACGCAUUGGUGAGUCUUGAUUUUUUAUUUUAGCAGUAUCUUUAGUUUUAAAAUGGUUUUAAAUCAAGGCGUAUUGUCAAUGGUGGUCUGUAGCCUAGCUGUAUGUAGUUUUUCGUAAUUUUAUCUACCAUAACAUUACUUUUAAAAAAAUCUUUUAAAACUAAAUUUACCAUUUUAGGUUGCCAUCGCCAAAAGAAGGAAAACCUCUACCUGUCGGUGUCGCCAUCAUUAGGGCCUUGAAGAAGUACGUAACAGAAUACAAAGAAAAGAAUCCAGACAAGUUGGAAAUUCUAACAGAAACUCAUGUUCUUGGCCUAGUGACAUGGAACGAAUAUGUCACAGGAAUCAGAUACAAAACCUCCUCCAAUGACAACAUUACUGAGCUGUCUGGAAAAGCUGUAAUCCUGACGACAGGAGGGUUUAGUGCCGAUCGUAGCGACACUUCUUUACUGUCUCAAUAUGGUCCUCAACUGACAUCGUUGCCAACUACAAAUGGAGCUUUUGCGACUGGAGAUGGGGUCAAAAUGGCUAGUGCAAUGGGAGCAGCUCUGGUUGGAAUGGACAGGAUCCAAGUUCAUCCUACCGCUUUUGUGGACCCAAAAGUACCUAAUGCUCCUACAAAGUUCUUGGCAGCUGAGGCGUUGAGAGGAAAGGGAGCUUUGUUGGUGAGUAUAAUAUAUAAAAAAAGUAUAGUACAAUAUAUUGAUAUAAAUACUUAAAAAACGUUUUUAGUUAAGCGUAUACAUUUAAAAAAUGAAUAAUUGUCAGGCUAAUGAUGAAAAUGUUUUAGAUAAACGAAAAAGGGGCUCGAUUUGCUGAUGAACUUGGUCGUCGUGACUAUUUGACUCGCAAAAUCAACGAAAAUUGUGCCAAGGAUGAAGCUGCCGGUCUGCCAGUAGCCUUUAUGGUACUGAACGACGAAGUUGCUGAUGGAUUCGGAAUACCGGCUUUCAAUUUCUAUGCCAGAAUCAAGGGAUUCUUUAAGGUAAUUUGACAUUUUUCAUAUUAAAGUGGUGACAAAGUUGAUGUUUAUAAAAAAAAUUAAGCAUAAUGGCCAUAAUUUUAAAAUCAUUAUGGCUUUUGUAUUACAGUAAACGCUGCAAUAAUGUAAAUUGAAAAUUGUAAUAUUUUAUGUGCAAUAUUAAAGUAAUUUCCGAUUGAUUACAUUGACAUUUUUAGGAAUACGCUAAUGUUGAAGCGACGAAAGAUGAUUUUAAUGCGGAAACUUUGAGAAAGACACUAGAAGAUCACAAUGAACAUUAUCAAAAGGCGUUGGACAAGAAGAGCUACAAGGAUGAGUACGGUAAACAUGUAUUUCCUGUGAAAUUCGAUGUUGACAAGCCAUUGUAUAUUGCCAAGAUUACCCCAGCCAUCCACUACACUAUGGGAGGUCUCAAGAUUGACAGAAAUGUAAGAUAUUGUAUUUAUUUUAAUAUUGGAAAUGUUGAGUUAGUCCUAGUUAUUACCUCUUUUUAAUUUAAUUUGUAACUUGUCUUUUGUUUUUAAUUAUAUUUUUAAUUGCUUUUCAUUAAGAAUUGUUGCUUUAGGCGUUUGUGUUCAGCGAAUUCAUGGAUAAACCAUUCAAAGGUCUUCUGGCAGCGGGCGAAGCUUCAGGAGGAGUUCAUGGUGGCAACCGGCUGGCAGGAAACUCACUUUUGGAAUGUGUGGUCUAUGGCCGAAUCGCUGGUCAAUCAGCUGCCAAAAUCAGCUACGCAGGACAUCAAGAAUUGUAG
Molecule: messenger RNA, 2339 nt
Organism: Bursaphelenchus okinawaensis
Lineage: Eukaryota; Metazoa; Nematoda; Chromadorea; Rhabditida; Aphelenchoididae
Source: the annotation of a GenBank genome assembly